UGAACGCGGACUCGGUAGCUCGGGAUGCGACAUUGUAGGGUACCUCUCUCGCUAGAGAUCGACUCCCACUGCUGUCGUGGACGAGACAAAGCGGUGUGAGUCGUCGUCUCCAUGAACCUGGGAUCGUCCACGAUCUGGAUCCACGUUCCCGAGAGAAUCUCCAAAAUGACACUUUGUAGUCAAUUUAAUGAGGCUCCGUCGCGCGCGUUAGGCGGUAGUAGAUCCCGUGACCAUGGAAGAAACGCUGCCGAUUACCGAACGCGUCUCGCUGGAUGUACCGGAGUCGGAGGUCGUGAUUGGUGCACGGGCGCUUCAGUUGCGCUUGAACGAAAGAGAGGCCAAUCACCGCGAGGAGUUGUCUUGGUUGCGCAUGGAGCUGGACACCACGCGACGUGAAAAGCAGGCGGUCGAAGAUCGCAUGUCGGAAUUGUACCGUAAUAUGCAAGAUAUACAGGAGCGAGACAAACCGAACGAUGCAAACUCUGUACAAGUCAGCUCCGACCCGGUCAUGCCCUUGCAACACCAAUUGGAUAAAUAUGAGCGAAUAGUGCGAGUAAUGAAUAAUCAGAUAGCACUCGUUAGGAGCUCAUCAGAUUCGGUUGUCCGAAGUUUGAAGGAUGAGAUCUCCGAUUUGAUGGACGAAAAGUGUCGGGUGGAAUUGGAAUUAAUGAAUCAGGUAACGAAUCUGGAAUGCGACAAAAAGGAGCUACUGCUCAGACUCGACUCUGGAAAUGGUUCAAGCGAUGAAUUGGAUGUAAGCGCCGAGACCGUGAUUGGCGAAGUUAUGGAAUCAGACGACCAUCGAGCUCGCUCUAUUCGCCUAGCUAUUGACAACGCCAAGCUCAAGCGACAAGUGCUGGAAGAGCAAGACAUCAGCAAGGCGCGAGAAACGGAAAAGUCGAGCUUGUUGGAAAGGAUUACUAAUCUUCAGGACGAGGUAACGCUCCUUCGAUCGUCUGCGGCAGGCCUGCAAACAUUGGAUCAGCUAAAGGAAAACCGCCAAGAAACCAUCACAGCACUAGAACGCCUAGCAUUUCUUUGGGAUCGGGUAGAUCAAGCUAUGCAACUGAUGGAUUCAAAAAUUAGGGAAUUCCGAGACCAAGGGCCGAUCGACAGCAGAAAUCAGAUCCGUCCUUCGUCAGCCUUAACAUCUGAACGAGUCUUGUCGAGCAUGGAAACGGGUGCCCUUGUCUACGGUCAACUUCAAGUAUCUCUAAUGCUGAUUGAAUUGAAGUUACGAAACAAUCUCGUGGAUCUCAAUAAUGAAGGGAGCUCACAGGCGGCGACUUUGUCGCCAAUACCCGAUGCGAGUCUACAUUCCCAGGUGAAAAUGGUUCAAAUCGAAGCAAUGACGGCGAUUGAUCAAGUAGAACAGAUUGUAAAGGAGCAGGUUCAGCAGUUGGAGGAACAAUCCAAAAAUGAAACAAAUGUGACUCGAAAAGCUUUGGAGGACAAAGCGUCCCAAUUCGAAAGCCUUCAAAAGCGUCACCUGGCACUCCAAACGCAAGUCGAUAAUUUGAAACCAGAACACAUCAACGUAGCUACAGAGCUUAAAGACGAGCACACAAUGGAGCUUUUGGUGAGUCAAAGUGUCAUGGAUCAAUUGCAGGUGGAAGUCUUGCAAGUGGUGAAGCAUAUCCGUAGCAAGAACAAGAAGAUCGACGAACUGACGGUCUUAAUUGAUGCGCAAAAGUCUCGAGAACAAACCUUGCUAAACGAGUUGAAGCGUUUCGCCAAAAAACAAAAGGAAUCCACAGGGAAAGCAAAGCGACAGCCUGAAUCCGAGGAGGAAGCAAGGACAGUUGGUUUCAAUGAAAUAGAUCGCGAUCACGAAGCAGAAGUAGGGGAAGAUGAAACAUAGCUCCUGCUUUAUUGUCGAAUUG
Phaeodactylum tricornutum CCAP 1055/1 is the source of this 1883-nucleotide messenger RNA. RefSeq lists its product with no specific name. NCBI's taxonomy places the organism in Eukaryota, Bacillariophyta, Bacillariophyceae, Surirellales, Neidiaceae. The record is from RefSeq and is a predicted model, not a curated record. Bases 233 to 1861 code for a protein of 542 amino acids. The transcript has a single exon.